Guillardia theta CCMP2712 is the source of this 1551-nucleotide messenger RNA. RefSeq lists its product as hypothetical. Gene Ontology annotation, cellular component: membrane. The transcript has 22 exons. Gene Ontology annotation, biological process: CAAX-box protein processing. The coding region runs from base 1 to 1551 and encodes 516 amino acids. The record is from RefSeq and is a predicted model, not a curated record. Gene Ontology annotation, molecular function: metalloendopeptidase activity. NCBI's taxonomy places the organism in Eukaryota, Cryptophyceae, Pyrenomonadales, Geminigeraceae.
AUGUUCACAAUCGACAUUGACUGCCUCUGUCCGACUUCCACGUCGAUUUCAGGGCUGCAUGCUCCGUCAGUUGCUCGCAGCCUUCACCCUGGCCAUCACCAUCCUGACCGUCUUCAAUCUCACUUUCUGCGAUGUGGCGCCCAGAGGAGCAAGCCGCUCACCACGACGUCAAGUGGCGCUGCCGGAGAGGGAGAGUUUGGUAUGAGCAAGGCGGAUCAGGCAGGAAGGGAGCUAGAGGAAGGAUCUCGACCAGAGUGGCUUCCGGCGUUUGUUCCGCUGUGGGUGACAAAGAAGUUGCAUCCUCUAGUCCAGUUUGCCAUCAUGCUCGCUUGUUACGCUUUCCAUCUGCUCUAUCUCUCCAAAAAUUCGUGGAAUUUCCCUGAGCAGUUGAUCCCGAACAGCAAGGGAGCCUUUCAAAGCAUCGGGCUCGAUUCCAUCGCAGGGCUGGUGGUUGUGGCAGGUGUCCUCGUUUGCCGCAAGCUAGCAGGAGUCAGCGUGAUCCCUCCUCUCCUCCAGAGCUCAAACCCGCCAUGGAGAAUCCCAAGAGAGGCAAAGAAAAUCUUGGGAGGAACGACAGCCUACCUCUUGCUUGCUUACAUUGCAUCGGGCUAUGGAGCGGUACUGCUGGGGCAUCUCAUGUGGGUGUACAUGGGCAUACGGAUCCUCGGCACGAAGCACAAGCCCUUCUUUCCUCCUCAAGGGACUUGGCUGAGGUGGAGAACAAACAGCAACUGGGUCUGGUGGGUGGUAGGAAGCUACUUCGUGUCUGCUCUUCUGUUCAACAUCGCAGAUCUCAUCAACCAGUUCAUCCUUCCUUCGACCAUCUUUGAUGAGGAGAGCGUCGUCUCGAAGCUCGUCAAUCCUGAGAACAAGGAUCUUCUGGCCAUGGCAAUUGGAGCUGUUGGGCCCUGCAUAUCAGCUCCCAUCUUCGAGGAGGUUCUCUAUCGCGGGUUUCUCCUCCCGGCUCUCGCCGCCAUGAUGCCUCUACAAUGGGCCAUCCCCACGAGCUCGAUCCUCUUUGCAGUUCAUCACCUCAACAUCGGAGGGAUUCUUCCCUUGUCCGUGCUCGGUCUAGCAUGGGCAAUCAUCUACACGCAGUCAAGAAAUUUGCUGGUCACCAUCCUCAUCCAUGCUCUGUGGAACUCGCGAGUGUUUCUUGGCUCAUUCAACUCUCUAUGGUAUCAUUAUCCCCUAUCAGCCAUGGUUCCAAGAAUUUCCUCCAUCUCACACGUCGCUAUCGCUAACCGAAAAUUCUCGAUCAGGCUGCACGAUUGGCCAGAUCUGUGGAUCCGAAAGAAGCGUUGUUGGAACGACAUGGACGAGGACACGCGAAGGCAAUGGAAGACUUUGGGUUGGGACGAGAAGAACUGGAAGACCGGAACGGGAGUGCAGACCAGAGAGAAGCGCUGGGACGAGCUCAACUGCUCUGAGCUGAAGGCGGCCAAGGCAUUAGGUUACGACCGCAAGUUGUGGGAGACGGAAGAUCAAACCAUCAGAGCUGAUCACAUCCCUCGCAUUCCCGUGCGUCCAUGGGAGUAUACGGCAUGGUAA